AUGAGAUGUACUGAAACGAAACCAUACUUGAGUAUAUUUGGAGCGGUGAAAUGGGGAUGUUUGUGGAACGGACUUACUGCCCAAGCAUCUGAGAUUGCCGAAAGUGCUUUGCCAGGCGAUAAGACAUUCCAAAAUGACAGUGCACCUGGAAAUAAUGGGAAUUUGCACCUUGUUGUUCGAAUGGACGCCGUCGAGAUCAUACACAUAACCGUUUCUGCAAGGGCGUUGGGCAAACUUUCGCCCCGAAGGUUGGUCGCAAUUGAAGCACAAAGAGGUGGGAGGGGUGAGGUAUACCUCGUGGACCUUGGUGGGGAGAUGAGAGGGCCGCUGGAUCGAUUUGCGAGAAGCGAAGCCAUGGAAAGGUGGUAUUCCAUAAAGUUUCGUAUUCAGUCAGUUCGAACGGGAGAUUCAAUGCCAGCUUUAGGAACGGAAGCAUUCGGGUAUCAGUCGAAGUAA
Melampsora larici-populina 98AG31 is the source of this 456-nucleotide messenger RNA. RefSeq lists its product as uncharacterized. The record is from RefSeq and is a predicted model, not a curated record. The coding region runs from base 1 to 456 and encodes 151 amino acids. NCBI's taxonomy places the organism in Eukaryota, Fungi, Basidiomycota, Pucciniomycetes, Pucciniales, Melampsoraceae. The transcript is spliced from 3 exons.